UUAUUUUGCGAUGGCUGUACCUAAGAUGGGAGCAAUGUGAUUUUGGUUCAAAAAUCAAGAUACACAGAUCUGCUGGGGAAAAUAUUCUACAGCAUGACAUAGGAAUGGCUUUUGUAGAAGACGACUACAGACUAUUUGAUGGCUACGAUAGCCUGGAGGACCGAUGCAGCAGCAGUGAUGGGAACUUCAUCACCGGGGAAUCGAGUGACGAGCACAUGGAAGAAGAGGAGCAGAGCCAGCACAAAGAUCUGGAGUUGGAGUCGAUAUCUGGAAUGACAAACGAUGACGAUGAGUUGUCCAUCAAUGAGAAAUUUGGAAUGGCUACCUGCGAGAUGUGCGGCAUUAAAGGAGAGCGGGAAGACUUCUUUUCCAAGACUAAAAGGUUCUGCAGUGUCUCUUGUUCUCGGAGCUACUCUUCCAACUCGAAGAAAGCCAGCAUCCUGGCCCGGUUACAGGGAAAGCCACCGACGAAGAAAGCAAAGGUGUUGAACAAAGCUUCCUGGGCAGCAAAACUGGGGGCAUUUCUGCAACGUCAUUCCGGAGGGCCAACAGCAAACAGCUCUCAGAAUGGCAGCUCCGGUGCUAGCCGAGGUUUUGAAUGGGGGAAGUAUAUUGAAGAGCAGAACUGCAAAGCUGCCCCUGUUAGCUGCUUCAAACAUGUUCCACUAUAUGACCAGUGGGAAGAUGUUGCAGAAGGCAUGAAAGUAGAAAUAUUAAAUCAUAACUGUAAUCUUCCUAACAAAGUCUACUGGAUAGCAACUGUUAUCAAAUUAGCAGGUUACAAGUCAUUACUGAGAUAUGAAGGAUUUGAAAAUAACUCGCGGCAAGACUUCUGGUACAAUCUUGGGAGUGCAGAUGUCCAUCCUAUUGGCUGGUGUGCAGCACUUGACAAACCUCUCGUACCACCUCAGGCUGUGCAAAACAAAACCACAGACUGGAAAGCCUAUCUUUUAAAGAAACUGAUUGGUUCUAAGACCCUCCCAGCUGACUUUCAUUUUAAGAUGGUAGAGAGCAUGAAGUACCCGUUCCGACCGGGGAUGCGGCUGGAGGUUGUCGAUAAGACGGAAAUUUCACGCACAAGGAAAGCGAUUGUGGAUCGAGUGGUAGGAGGACGUCUGCGGCUACUGUAUAUAGAUUGUGAGGAGGACGACGAUUUCUGGUGCCACAUGUGGAGUCCUCUCAUUCACCCGGUGGGAUGGUCCAGGAGAGUGGGUCACAAUGUGAAAUACGCAGAAGAAUCUCUUAACGGAGAGAUGAGCUCCUCAGCAGUCAGGAAAUUCUACUGUGAUGCUGUAUACCACCUCUUCAAAAAGGUACGAGCAGUUUACUCACACAAUGGUUGGUUUAAAGAAGGGAUGAAACUGGAAGCUAUUGAUCCACUGAAUUUAUCCACUAUUUGUGUUGCUACUGUUCGAAAGGUGCUGUUAGAUGGCUACCUGAUGAUUGGAAUUGAUGGCACUGAGGCUCCUGAUGGAUCAGACUGGUUCUGUUACCAUGCAUGUUCGUAUUCCAUCUUUCCUGUGGGAUUCUGCAAGAAGAACGACAUUGCAUUAGUGCCUCCGCAAGGUUAUGAGAAAAAUUUUGACUGGGAAACAUAUUUAAUAGAGACUGACUCUGUGGCAGCCCCUGCACAUCUCUUCAUUCGGGACAUUCCGUAUCAUGGUUUUGAACCUGGAAUGAAACUGGAGGCUGUUGAUCUGAUGGAGCCUCGCUUAAUCUGUGUGGCCACCAUCACACGAGUGGUGAACCGCUUGUUGAGGAUCCAUUUCGAUGGGUGGGAUGACGAGUAUGAUCAGUGGGUAGACUGCGAAUCACCUGAUGUGUAUCCAGUAGGCUGGUGUGAACUGACUGGUUACCAGCUCCAAGCACCUGUAGCACCAGCUCCUGAACAACCGGUGACUAAGUGGAAAGAAACCAACAAGGCAAAGAAGAAGACUUACAAGAGAAGAAGGAGGAAGGUGCUGCUGAUGAACCGUAGAAUGAAGGGCAAAGCAGGAGCAUUAUCCAAAAUAAAAGCAAAGGAAGAGCCAGCUGACGAUAAAAUCAUCGCAGUGCAAGUGAAAGAAGAAACCAUUGAGUUUCCAGCAUCGGUGGAUCCCAGCAUCAUGCUGCUCCCCCCUGAAAACCUCAAGCAGGAGCCAGAUGACUGACCCACUCUUGACACGGCGCUAGCGUGAAUUGGCCACCUCUGCACCUGUAAGUUUCUUCAUUUAGUGACUGCUGUUGGAGAACGAAGGCCCCAGCCUUGGAAACUGAGUUCGGUGAAGCAGGCUGGUUUAAACUGGCUAGGACUGGAUCCUCCUCCAAGUAUGUGCUGGGGCUCUUGUGAUACUAAUUCUGUGCUGUCAAAAAGGCUUAUGAUUUAUUAAUAAGAGUUCUGCAGUAAUAGGCUAGAAAUAUCAUAGCUGAAGUAAUUAUAUGAAAGUAUUUCAGAAGCUGGUCUGAGAGUGCUUUACAAAAAUAACAUCAGAAUAUUAUAAAAUUUAUUUUCAAUUGAUAUUACCACCCAUCGUGUUACAUUUAAGCACUUCUCCUAAUGCCAAGGCCCCUUUGCCCUCUAUCACACCCAAGUGGUCAUCCUUUGUAUGCAUGUGUAGAGAGCAGAUAGUUGUGAAUCAUUCAACUACUGACGUAACUAUAUCAAUCACUGUUUCUGCAUUGCACUGUUGAUGUGAUGUGUCUCUCAUGGUCAGCAGUAGGAACCAGCUUUUAAUUCCCUUGUGGAGUCCUUUAUUCAGAACCAGUUGAAAACCACCUCCGGUGGUUCCUAUAUUUGUCCUUGCUAAUUUCAGGUCUUUAGUCAAGACAGACAAUGAAACUGGGGGCUCUGUGGUCUGUGUAGUACAGUACUGUGAAUGUGAGAUCUGGCCACCUUCCCUCCCAUUAAAGUUCUCUGCCCUUUCUUUUUGGUUGGCCAUGUGGAUGCCAUCACUUACCAGAAGCUUGACUGCUUGGUGGCUUGUGAUGUGAAUUACAGCCAGCAACGGGCCUUGCAGUGGUCCUGCGACCUGAUCUGGAGUUGGGUGGCGGUGGGAUGCAGCGGCUCCGGCCUUUUUCUGUGGGAUGAUUCCAGGCAGGGACAUUUGGCUAACUGGAUCUCUUCUUUGCCUGUCUGGUGGAGACCAGACAUCAGCCUGUGAUCGGUGUGUCCCACAUGCCUCUGUUUCUUAUUGCAUAAACUUGCUGAUCUAUGAAUGGGAGAGAAGGGCUAGAAGUUUUUUUUUUCAAUCCUUGGGUGAGUUUUAACCAGAGCAGGAAAAGUCAGUGAGCAAGUAGAGAACUUGAACAAGAAUAUCAAGGCGUUGUGCAUGAAAUGAACCUGGCGUUACCCAGAACAACCUUUCAAAGAGCCACUCAGUGUGAAUGUCUCCAAGGAUCUAAGUACAUAGCUGGGGCUGAUGCUUGAUUGCAAUGCUGAGUGGUUCUAGUCAAUCAGAUGAGGCAUACUACUGAAGUUCUAUCAGCCAUCCGUUGCACGUGAAAGAUCAAAUGGACCUACUUCAGUGUAGAGUACGAGAAUUCUCUCUGGUCAAAUUUAAUCCCUUGAUCAAAUUUAUGUAGCCUUUCUUUACACCGCUGUUUCUGGGAACAAAUUGGCACUUGCAUUGCCUACGUUGACACCACUGUACAAGAAGGUAAUUUUCAUCAGUUGUAAAGCUCUCCCUUGUAGGGUUCUCAGGGGUGUGCAAUGGAAAUGCAGUUUUUUAUGCAGGGUGAAGGAAGAAAAUUUGUGUGUAUUGAGGGGGAGCUCAGUCUUUGAAGUGUGUGGGUUCCAUAUCAUUCCAAAAUUUGGCUUAGAAUUGAAGAUAUGUCAUUCAUUUGGUGAUGUACUCAGUGUUUUUAGCUGGUUUACUGUAUUCCAAAGCUGUGUGACUCAUUAAUUCUUUCAUUCAGUGUAAAGCUGGCACCCAAGCCUGAUGUGAAAUUACUGAUCUUCAAGCAUCUUAAAUUGGGUUAAGUGCCAUUUUUAUAAAGAGAACCGUGACACGAGCCGAACACCGUAUUAUGGGAACAAACCAUCAUCUUAGUAAUCUGACGACUUGAAAUGCUCUUUCCAAGCAUCCGUAGAAUCUCACAUCAGUUUUCUGCACUGACCUGUCCAGUUUUCACCCUAAAUUUCAGUCUUCUCCCCAUUAUAUGUAUAUACAAUUGUCUUUGAAUGUUCCAGUGGAACUUGAUUUCCACCAUCUCUUCAAGAGUUGUAUGUCUGAUGAGAAUAAUUUUUUGCAAAAUAAUUUCUCUAGUUCUUCCAUUUAUUUUAACAAUACCUAUUAUCAGCCUGCGAGUUGAAUGAACCAGCAUAUACUGUAUGACUGAGCAAAUGGUCUAUAAUACAGCCAACAAAGUCAUUUUAUUCAAAAAGCAAAUGAAAAAUUAAUUACAAAUGCUGGAAGUCUAGGAUUUAAAAACAGGAAGUGCUGGAAACUCAGCACCUGUGGAAAGUGAACUGGUUAGUAUUUCAGAUCCAGGACUUUUAAAGCAGGGGAAGCAAGCCUCAGUUUCAAGACCCUUUGUUUUAACCUGAGAUUUUACUCUGCUCCUCUUUCCACUUUUUUGCAGACUGAUCUGCUGAAGGCUUCUAACAUCUUCUGUGUUUUUUUUCCCGAAAGGCAGCCUCUUUAAAUAGGAGUAAUGCCAAACCUCUCCCUACUACUGGCAGAUUCAUUUACCCAGGAAAACAGUGAGUGAAGGAUAGUUGCAUAUAAAUAACAUGCAUAAAGCAACUUAAGUACUUGGAGCAAAUCUGACUAGAGUUUUAAAGACCUAGAGCACUGGAAAAGGCUGUUCAGCCCACUGCUAAUCAUCGAUCACCCAUUUACCCUCAUUCACGUAGCAGGGUGAUCAACUGAAUAUCUCAGCUCUACCUGCUGUAGAACCUCUCAGAUGUUCAGCAUUCCCAGCAAUUUGUUUUCAUUUCAGUGUUUCAAAGUUACUUUAUUUCAGGUAACGAGCCUGCUUCUCCCAACCACAAAUCGUUUAGGCCAAUAACUUUUUUUUUAACUUGUUCUGUUGUUGAGCCCACUCCUUUCAUCUUGUGCUAAUCAUCCCCUCUCAAUAACCGUCCUAUCGCAAGCUUUUGCUUUUGUUCUAAGCUUGUUCUAAGCCCCCCCCCCCCACCCUCCUGUUUCUCUAACAUUUCCCAGCUCUAGUGUAAAGUCAUCAAUCCAAGUAGCAAUCACUGCUUCUCUCUUCCUUGGUGCUGACUUUUUAGCGACCUCGGUGCAACGCCUUCACUUUGGGCACGGCACCCAGUGAGGUUCUGCUGCGUUGGUCCUCCUUGCAUUUGUAAUUGAAUCAUGCAGCAGUUGGCUGAUGCAGAGAUGCAGCUGCUAAAGCUGCCAUCUCACAAUUCCAGUGACUCAGUACACAGAAACCGUAAAGCACCCAUUCACACUAAUCUUACACUUUCUGCUCUCCCCACGUUCCCAUCAGUUCCCUUCCAGAUUUCACCUGUGGCAAUUUACAGCAACCAAUUAAACAAUCUCCCUGCAUGUCAUUCAGAUGUUGGGGGGAGGUGGAACCCAUGCAGUCUCGUGGAGAACAUUCAAACUCCACACAGACAGCAUGCAGGUUCAGGAGUGAAUUCGGGUUGUUGAACUAUGAGGUAAUGGCUCUUCUGGCUGAGCCUUUUCUAUUAAAAUAAUUCACUAUGGCAAAAAAGGUAUCUGUGAACACAGGGUUCUGAACUGUUUUGCCAAGUGAAAUCUUUAUUUAUAUUCAUCAUGCCAUGAGUAUUUAUUGCUGUCCAGGGAUGAAAUUUCAAGUGUUGUGUAAUUUUUGUUUCAGAAGGUACACUUUUGAGGAGUGCUCCACUCCAAAGACCUUGACAAAAUAUUUUUUAUUUCAACUUGGGUAAGGAGUUGGUGUGCUGAUGAUGUAUUGAUGCAAGUUUUAUGUCAGUAUACCAUUUUCAUUCCUCCAACAACCAUAUCGUUAGGUAAAGCAAAGUGCUGGAAAUUCUCAGCAGUUCAGACAGCAUCUGUGGGAAAGAAGUUCUUUCUCUUGUCACAAUUGCUGAAUAUUUCUGGCACUUUGAUUUAUUCUCACCUUUCUCAGAUCUGCGCUGUUUUUGUUUUCAGCUCAUCUUAAUGUCCUGGCAAGGGACUUUAUGCAUGAUUGGAGUUUCUCACACGGAAGCCAAACAAACUGUACCACAGCCUCAAAGCAACUUGGAUGGUUUACGUGAGGAUUGAGGGAUGCUUGGAAAUAUUUUUGGUCUAUAGAGUCAGAGAUUAUCUUGAAACACGAUGAAUUAAAAGGUCGAGAGUAGAAGCAAUUGGAUGUGCAAUGUAAUGAAAUAGACCAGAAUUAAAUCCUUGCCUCCAGAAAAUAGACCAGACAUUUUUUUUUUGGUGGGGGGGGGGGAUUCAUCAGUGUUUAAUAUGUAGAUAAACUAGUACAAUCAGUGUUGAUCAUUGGAGCUAGAAUGCUGUGUUGAUUGCUUGGCUCUCUCACACCCUUUAAGUGAAUACCAGUGGUGGUGCAUUAUGUGCUUUUAAUCGUGAUUCUUAACAUUUUACCAAGUCUUUUUCUGCUAGAUUCCCCUGAAAUCAUGUUCAAUUUGUUGCCUGGAAUUGUCUUGUAUGUAUCAUGUUAGCUAAAGUUCUGAAAUGUAUUCUUUAAAUGUGUGUAAUAAGAUGAAGCUUUUUCUGUGAAAGCUUGCACACUUUUUAUAAAUGAAGUAAUGUAAACAGAUGCAGAUGAACACAAGUUUUCUGCACAUUGUGCCUAAUAACUUAAGGGACCCCUUGGUAAUCCUGCACCUCACAAUGAAUAAUUUUCAGAUUUUGUCGUAUUGGUAGUAAUUCAUUUAACAACCACACAAGAUUAACAAGAUUCAGCAAUCUUCUUUCUUUUCUUUUUCAAUCUUUUUAUUGAAUUUCAUAUAUAAAGAAAACAUAACAUAAUAGUGAAUAGGUUAUAAGUGCAAUAGACUUGAGAUUACAUUAAUAAUAAGAUAACAAUAUCCUAUUAAAUAUCAACAUAAAAAUAGUAUAUUAAUCAAUCAAGUCUAUAAUAUUUAUAUAUGAAAAAAAUAAAAAUAAUCAUCAAAAGAAGAAAAAUUUUUUUAAAAAUACAAGAAAAAAUAUAUAUUGGAAAAAAAGCAAUCUGUGUGAAUGGACGAAUUGGUAGCUAUUGCCUUUUUAUCUCCCCCAUCUCCAUCUUGCUCCAUACUUUACCAAUGCGCUUCUGGUGUGACUGUGUGGAUUUCUUGUGAAGUUACAAUUGAAAGUGGGCCACUGGAAAGUCAUAGAAUAAAAGUGGUUCCCUUCUUUGAAAUGCCCCCUCCAUCAGAGAUGCUGCCCCCAGGUUGCUGGAUACAAUUUCAUGAGGUGUAUUUUACCACUCUGUUCACAGUAUGCUUCAGAAAUCAGGUUGCAAUUAUUGUUCAGUAGUUUAUUUGGUUAUUUAAUUAUCUGAUGUGAUGUACUAGACAAAUUCAACUGUAUUAGCAAUCUCAUUGCUGAGUCAAAAUCGAGUGGUCAGGGCACAUUCCAUGAAUCUGAUCUUGUAAACCUACCUUGUGCUCCAGUGGAGUGGAAAUGUGAGGCUGUGCCCUUGGAGGUCCUAUUUUUCAGAUGAGUCAAUGAAUAAAGGUGCUAUCUGCACCCAUGGUUGCGUGUAAGGAUUUGGAAGAACUGGUAUCUGUUCCAAAACACAUCGCAACUUUGUUGGAAAAUCACUGGAGAAAUAUCUACAGUUUUAUAUACUUCAAACACAGGUAUACAAACUACUAUUUUAUACUUGUAAUUUUGUCAGGGCGUGUUGCUGUUCUCUCAAAGUCAAUAGAUUUUCUAUCUGUACUACAAUAUGUCAAUUUUACUGAUCUGUAAAGAUAUAAAUCACUGUAAUGAAUUUUAUUCAAGACAAUAAACCCACAUAGUUUUAAAGCAA
This is a messenger RNA of Hypanus sabinus (Atlantic stingray), 7896 nucleotides long. It is a transcript of the gene l3mbtl2, whose product is annotated as L3MBTL histone methyl-lysine binding protein 2. Gene Ontology annotation, cellular component: nucleus. The record is from RefSeq and is a predicted model, not a curated record. The transcript is spliced from 17 exons. Lineage: Eukaryota; Metazoa; Chordata; Chondrichthyes; Myliobatiformes; Dasyatidae. Gene Ontology annotation, molecular function: zinc ion binding. The coding region runs from base 105 to 2150 and encodes 681 amino acids. Gene Ontology annotation, biological process: regulation of DNA-templated transcription.